UGUGCUGCCCAUUCCUGGCACCAAAGCUGUGUUCAUUCAGGCAAAAUCCUCGGAUGGGGCCUUGCUUCCAGAGUAACAGGCUGUGAUGCUCAUUUCCUGUGUGAGUGAGAUAGGAGGGAGGAAAAAUACCAGCAAAUCUGUGAGUAGCCUACAAACUCACAUUCCUGGAAAGGCUGCACCUCACAUCCAAGUUGGAGGGACUGAAGAGAAAGAUCUCUUUAUUGCAACGUCAUCAGAAUCAUUUUUGGUUUCUAAUAAGUUCACCUUUUUCUUUCAAAAUGGGAGAGGCAGAAACCCCCCUGUCUGUCUAUGAAGAGUACCACAACUUGACGGAGCUCUUCCAUCUGCUCAACCAGACACUCAGUGACUGUGAUUUGGGACUAGAUGAGAACACUAAGCGGGUAUUUCUCUUUGUCCUCUAUCUCGCCAUCUUUGUGGUGGGAUUGGUGGAGAAUCUCUUGGUCAUAUGGGUCAACUGGCAGACCCGAAGCCACCGAAACUUGGUCAACUUGUAUAUCUUCAACAUGGCCCUUGCAGACUUAGGGAUGAUCCUCUCCUUACCAGUCUGGAUGUUGGAGGUCAUGCUUGAUUACACUUGGCUUUGGGGAGAUUUCCUCUGUCGCUUCACCCACUACUUUUACUUUGCCAACAUGUACAGCAGUAUUUUCUUUCUCACCUGCCUCAGCGUCGAUCGGUAUGUAUCCUUGACAACUUCCUCCCACUUCUGGCACCAACACCAGCAUGUUGUACGACGGAUCACCUGCUGCUGCAUAUGGGCCUUUGCUGCCAUCAUCCCUUUGCCAGAGGUGGCACACGUGGAGUUAACUGAUACCAUUGAGCCCCUGUGUUUCUUUAUGGCCCCCCUGGAGACCUACAGUGAAUGGGCCCUCGGUCUCAUCAUCCUUACUGCCUUAAUUGGGUUCCUUAUCCCAUUCUCCAUCAUGGCAGUCUUCAACAUACUGACUGCCAUACACAUCAAGCAUUGUAACAAACCGGAGGGCAGAAAAAACUGCCACCUCAUCUAUGCGUACAUAAUUGUCUUCUUGAUCAGUUGGCUGCCAUUCCACCUAUUUUUGCUGCUUCUCACUUUUGAAGGGACAAGCAUCGUCCUCCACUGCUAUGUGACUGACUUCCUGUACUUCUUCUAUGAUAUCAUAGACUGUUUCACCCUCAUCCAUUGUGUGGUCAACCCCAUCCUAUACAACUUCCUGAGCAAAAACUUCCGAGGGAAGCUCAUCUCUGCUGUGGUUAGAUACAUUCCCAAAGACCAGAUGGAUCAGAAGGGAGGAGACGGUUCUUCCUCUGGCACCCAACACUCUAUAGUCAUCACGCAAGACAAGACUUCGCCAAUUUAAGCAGCUUUUCUGAUUGCCACACGAACGUAUUUGCAUUUUUCUCUUAUCAGCAAAGAAUAGGCUUAAUUAAGAUGCCUGUUGUUGUUAUUGUUGCCAGUGCCUUUUGCAAUCUAAAAAGGAGGGCCAUACAGGGGAAAAAAUGGAGGGGGGAGGGAAUUAUAUGCUGCUGUGUCAAACUGACUGGCCCUAACCAGCCAAAAUGUAAGUUUGCUAUUAGUCCUCAUCCACUUCCUUCACCUUGAACUUGCAAUGAAAAGAUUUGCUGCCUUGACAUUUUACUGUGGAGAAGAGAUGUAUUUCUCUAAAUUUCUUCUAAUUUGUGCUAUUUGAUAUGAAAAUAACGUUCUGAAAAGCUGAUGCUGGUCUGCUGGUUAAACAGAAUUGCAUCUAGAUGGCUGGGCAGAACAACUUAUACCGGAAGCAGCUGGAUAUAUAGCUCCCACCUAUAAAAAUCUAAAGAACUGAAAUGGUCUGCGAAGAUAAAACAGGCACUAGCCCAGAUUUAUGGUGAAUGUUCAAUUAGUUGCUUCUUGGAGCUGAGGAAUCAGGAUACUAACAACUCAAUCUUAGCAGUUCCUACAUAGAUCUUUUUACUCCAAACCACUAACAUUUACCUAACAUCAUAAUAGAAAAUUAUACCCAGUAAGAAUAUGAAUUAGGGAAAAUGUGAAAAGAGUAUUUCUAGAAAAUCACACCACAGGUAAUUCUAGAGAGUCUCUCUUCUGAAAGAAUGCACAUCACCCUGAAUUCUUCCAUUGUAUUAAAAAUCCCAAACUAG
Messenger RNA from Python bivittatus (Burmese python), 2133 nucleotides. It is a transcript of the gene ACKR5, whose product is annotated as atypical chemokine receptor 5. Gene Ontology annotation, biological process: G protein-coupled receptor signaling pathway. Lineage: Eukaryota; Metazoa; Chordata; Lepidosauria; Squamata; Pythonidae. Gene Ontology annotation, cellular component: membrane. Gene Ontology annotation, molecular function: G protein-coupled receptor activity. The record is from RefSeq and is a predicted model, not a curated record.